ACCAUUGUUUUUGGUGGUUCAACAUGGCAGUAAUGGCAAAGGUUGUUGUGUUGAUUCUGAUUGCUACUUUCAGUAAUGUUUUCGGUCUUCCAAAGAGGGAUGUCACGGAAGUAGGUGCCCAUGAGGUUGAUGUUUCAACAACACCAAAUCCCAACAACCACACCCAAACUGAAGCUCAGGAUGGAGCAAGUGAAGAUGAUGUGGUAACUGCAACCCCAAGUCUCCAAAAUCAAACAGCUGCUGCCCAAACUGGAGAGGCUGAUGGAGCAAGUGAAGAUGAUGUGGUAACUGCAACCCCAAGUCUCCAAAAUCAAACAGCUGCUGCCCAAACUGGAGAGGCUGAUGGAGCAAGUGAAGAUGAUGUGGUAACUGCAACCCCAAGUCUCCAAAACCAGACAACAGCUGCUGCCCAAACUGGAGAGGCUGAUGGAGCAAGUGAAGAUGAUGUGGUAACUGCAACCCCAAGUCUCCAAAACCAGACAACAGCUGCUGCCCAAACUGGAGAGGCUGAUGGGGCAAGUGAAGAUGAUGUGGUAACUGCAACCCCAAGUCUCCAAAAUCAAACAGCUGCUGCCCAAACUGGAGAUGCUGAUGGAGCAAGUGAAGAUGAUGUGGUAACUGCAACCCCAAGUCUCCAAAAUCAAACAGCUGCUGCCCAAACUGGAGAUGCUGAUGGGGCGAGUGACGAUGAUGUGGUAACUGCAACUUCAAGUCCCCAAAACCAGACAACUUCAUCAGGUGGAAUAACUGAUGGUGCGAGUGAGGAUGCUGGUGUGUUAACCACCGUACUGAAUCUGCAAAAUGGGACUACCUCUGCCCAAGUUGGAACCACCAUCACUGACUCCCGUGAUGACUCCUGAAGUGGCCGCUCAGAAUACUCAUGCUAAAUGGAACUCCCUUUCAUCUGGAUCAUUUUCUGCACUUGGGCUUUCUCCAUUUUGAAUUCAAUAAAGGCCUGAUCUUAUCUAA
Molecule: messenger RNA, 969 nt
Organism: Alosa alosa (allis shad)
Lineage: Eukaryota; Metazoa; Chordata; Actinopteri; Clupeiformes; Clupeidae
Exons: 11
Coding region: 24-860 (278 amino acids)
Source: RefSeq, a predicted model, not a curated record